Molecule: messenger RNA, 2056 nt
Organism: Xylaria bambusicola
Lineage: Eukaryota; Fungi; Ascomycota; Sordariomycetes; Xylariales; Xylariaceae
Exons: 2
Coding region: 743-1966 (407 amino acids)
Biological process (GO): regulation of transcription by RNA polymerase II
Cellular component (GO): nucleus
Molecular function (GO): DNA-binding transcription factor activity, RNA polymerase II-specific; RNA polymerase II cis-regulatory region sequence-specific DNA binding
Source: RefSeq, a predicted model, not a curated record
ACGGCUGCUAUCAAAUUGGAUACCACCAUUUCCCUCUCCUCCUUCUGCCUCCCUCCGCCCCGGAGCAAGUCUACUAAGUGCGCUCGGUACGCUACUUGCUGUACAAUAUCAAUUUUGGCCUCCAACCCUGCCACUACCGCUGAACCCUGCUGUCCCAGGACUGUUCUCUCUCCCACAGGGUAUUGGGACUGCCGAUCCGUCUCUCGACCUUCGUCACUGGACUAACUUUCUCUCUCCCUCUCUCUCUCUCUUGCUUUAAAAACUACCCAAGCAGGGCAAGCUUAUAGCCCCACCGUUUCCUAAUCAUUGGAGUCAGUCCCCUAUAUUCGUCGAUUAGACCUACCAAGGUGCUGAGUAGCGUAUCUGCUAGCCUCCUGGUGGUACCUGGUAAAGGUAUUCAACUGUCCGGGGGUUCCUAGUCGUGUCCCUUGUGAGCCUUCCUACGGGCACACACACAUACACCGCAACACAAACACACUUAAGACUUGUUGAUCCCCCUCGACACUUCGCGACAGCCCUCUUGUUCACUGGACCUUGUUAAGUGAAGUCACCAUCUCGGCUAGGUGACACGAAUCUGUUACCAUCGGGAUCUUGCAUCUGAUCAGCGCGAACUAUUUGGGGCUUGAUAUCCUGAGCGCACGAGUGCAUCUUUGUGCUGUUGCCGUUUUUGUUCAUUUCUUUUGAUGGUCUCGUUGAGCGCCUCACGUCUCGAUAACCUUUACGCCUCUCCUUCUGGCCGACGAUGACUAUGACUCUCGACAACCAGUCACGACUCGGAGCUCUUCACUUCGGCCACAUGUCUUCUUACCAGAAUUCACCCCAGUUCACGAAUCCGUGGAACUCGGGCUCAGCCAGCCACCAUGGUCAUCAUGGCAUGUAUUCGCAAGGCAGCAUGAGCCACAACCUCAGCGCCCUCGACUCUAUGGCGAAGCACCAUCCCGCCAACAGGCCAAGUGCCAAUACUAGUGUCUCAAUGGCAUCGUCGUACGGCGGAAGCAUUCCCGUUACGUCUUCAGCAGCAGGUAGCACUCACAUGGCGGACGUAUAUGAACAACCAGACUUACUCAAUAUGCCCCAAGAUCUCCUCAGCCUCAACCGAAUGCAGACCACAUCUGCUGCGUAUGGAGAACCCUCGUAUGCUACGGCAACGCCCUCUCCCGUUCACGCGACAUACUCGGCAUCACCUAGCUCUUAUGAUAGCGUAUCUGGCUAUGCGCCAGCUCCAAUGCGCUCGACAUUCGCUCUCGCGCCGGAAGCUGACAGCCGAAGGUAUUCACAAUCGUCAGUUUCCUCUGUACCGUCAAUCAGUUCUAGCCCAGCCAGUUUCAUUGGGUCUCAUCGGGGCUCGAUAGUUGACACAGCUCACAGAGGCAUUCCGCCUACCGACGAUCGAAGAAGUUUCGCCGAUGCCAUUGACGCGAGUCAAGGGAUGCUCGCCAUGAGCCAGGAAACUCCCCGGGCCAUCUACCCGCCUAACCGUGGUAGGGGGUCUGCCGAUUCGUAUGGCUUUCCGUCAACGCAUUCUACAAACUCGUCUAUUUCCUCGGCAAGCAAUUAUGGUGGCGGCUAUUAUGCCGCAUCUGUCACAGAUUCGUCCGUCAGUGACUAUUCAACAGCAGGAUCAGACAUAGAAUCUGUAACUUCGCGAACGCUGCCUCGGCCGAACUUAAUGACCCAGCCGCCCCCUGCCCCUCAGUCAAUGAUGGGCCAAUUUAGCUCUAAAGUUUCGUCGAGCACGCAAAAGAAACACAAAUGCAAAGUAUGCGAUAAACGAUUCACAAGGCCAAGCUCUCUACAAACACAUAUGUAUAGUCACACAGGAGAAAAGCCAUUUUCCUGUGAAGUAGAAGGAUGCGGACGCCACUUCUCUGUCGUAUCAAAUCUACGCCGACAUAGAAAGGUUCACAAAAACGAUACCAGGUCUGAGGCUGGCUCGGAAGACCAUCAAGACGAUCAAUCCGAUUAAGCCGUAACGACCAUAUUAUAAAUAAUCCUACAUUGGGCGUUGCAACUUAGCCGCCCUUCUACAAUUCCUUGUUAACGGAUAUCUUACUCA